AUGGGAUCUCCUUAUGGUGCAAGAAAACUGUGGUUUUUGAUGAAAGCAUUUGAUAAUUUUUCCAGUUAUGACCGAUAUCAAAAGCUAGUGCUAUGCAAAGUGCUGGUCGCGCUGGUCAUAGAUCUCUACAUGCUCACGAGCUUUCUGAGGUACCCAGUCUUCCAGAAUCUCAUGUGCGAAAAAGUCUGCCUUGCACAUCAUGACCAGGACUUGUCUUUUUGUUCGAAUGUAUCAGCCUAUUACUCUGACCAAGUCAUACAGGCUGGAGCGAAUCACUUUUAUUUUUUAUCCGCCGUACUGCUUCCGUCACUCCUUUCAACUCUAGCAUCAGAAGCAGCUGCGGAUAUGUGGAGCAUCAAAGUCCCACUCUAA
Messenger RNA from Cylicocyclus nassatus, 372 nucleotides. The record is from the annotation of a GenBank genome assembly. NCBI's taxonomy places the organism in Eukaryota, Metazoa, Nematoda, Chromadorea, Rhabditida, Strongylidae.